Eimeria maxima is the source of this 507-nucleotide messenger RNA. RefSeq names its product S-phase kinase-associated protein, putative. The transcript has 5 exons. Gene Ontology annotation, cellular component: cytoplasm; nucleus. Bases 1 to 507 code for a protein of 168 amino acids. The record is from RefSeq and is a predicted model, not a curated record. Gene Ontology annotation, biological process: SCF-dependent proteasomal ubiquitin-dependent protein catabolic process. Lineage: Eukaryota; Apicomplexa; Conoidasida; Eucoccidiorida; Eimeriidae. Gene Ontology annotation, molecular function: cullin family protein binding.
AUGGAGUCUGAACAAAGAUGCGUCGUUCUUGUUUCGAGCGAAGGAGAGGAAUUCAAGGUGCCUAGGGAAGUUGCUUCUGCUUCUUUGCUCGUCAAGUCUAUGACAGAAGAUGGAGACGACACAGAUGUAGUUCCUUUGCCUAAAGUUAGCAGUUAUAUCCUCAAGAAAGUCGUGGAGUAUUGUACGCAUCAUCAUGACAAUCCUCCAGAAGAUAUUCCUACGCCUCUCAAGACCAGCAACCUCGCAGAGGUUGUAUCUGAAUUUGACUUCAACUUUGUUAAUGUUGAGCAAACAGUUCUUUUUGAUUUGCUGCUAGCAGCAGAUUAUCUCAACAUUCCUUCCUUACUCCUCCUUACCUCCGCCAAGGUUGCAUCCAUGAUUAAAGGCAGGAGCCCCGAGGAAAUCCGCAGGGAAUUUAACAUUGUCAACGACUUUACUCCAGAAGAGGAGGCCCAGUACCAGCAGCAGCAGCAGCAGCAGCAGCAGCAGCCCGCUGUACAGCUAUAA